AAAAAAUAUAUUAUAUUUUUAAGUUUUUAUCCCAAUGAUCCGGCUGAAAACCUGUUUAGAUACCUCGGGUUCAACCUUGGGUUAUCCUGUAGCCUGGAGGGUUAACCGAAUGAUUUCAUGUUCUUCAAAGAACCAACCUUCAUAAAUCACGCGAUUCCUGGGAAAUCAUGGAGGUAAAAGCAUCAUCUCCCACAGAUGUUGUUAUCGAGGAAUUCAACAAGACAAAGAAAGACUGGGACGAUGGGUAUGUUCAAACCCUAGACCACAUUCACGCCAUCGAAAACUACGGGAAAUCAAGAUCCACCGCCACCGGUGACGUUGCCAAGAAAGAUUCUUUGCCCAGAUUGAACGGCCUUGCUCAAGACGGACUCUCUUUGCUGACUACGGCACAAUUCAAUCUUGAUCUUUUGGUCCCUCAACUUCCUACAGAUGAUCAUAUUCAAAAUGCCCGAAUGUUGCUUCUCUCAUGGAGCAAACAAAUUCAAAGUCUGCGAUCAAGUUUGAGACAUGCUAAUCUGCAAGCAAAAUCUAAUAUGAGGAAAGCUGCGAAAGAGGAGAGGGAGCUUCUCUUGGGUGGUGGAGAAGAGUCAACAGUUAGAAGGCGUAAUUUACAGACAAAAGCUGGAAUGACAUCAGCAGCAGAAAGCAUUACAGAAAGCCUUCGUAGGACUCGACAGUUAAUGGUUCAGGAGGUUGAACGAAGUGGAAACACACUCAUGGCUUUUGAGGAAUCAACAGGAGUGUUAAAGAAAGCAGAAAGUGAAUACAAAGGUCAUCGAUCACUACUAAUGAGAACGCGUAACUUGCUUUCAACAAUGAAACGCCAAGAUGUUAUUGACAAGAUUAUAGGUAUUGUGGGAGCGGUGAUUUUCUUGUUAGUUGUUCUUUAUGUUGUUUCAAAGAGAAUUGGAAUACUAAAGUUGAAAAACAUAGCUCUUGCUUCGAUAAAAGCUGCUAUGGCUAAUAAAGCGGAAAUUGUUGAGAGGGCAGAUGUAGGUGGUGCUAUGAACCACAUGGGUCGGGUCAAUGGACAUGUGGGCCCGAAUGUUGACUUUAACUUGGAACAACCGAUGAUGCAUGAUGAACUUUGAAUAUUUAAAUUGCAUAUAUUUUUGUUACUCUUUUGUUUAUGAUAUGAGAUGUUGACUUUUUGGGGUCAAACACACUAAUUUCUUUUUAGUUUGGUUAUGUAUAGAUUGUUAUGUUUUUUUCUUUUUCUAUUUUGUUAUAAUUUUUUGAUUUUGAAAUUGAUAUGCUGAUUAUUGACUCUAUAAAGUAAUUAUUGG
Messenger RNA from Lactuca saligna, 1286 nucleotides. Lineage: Eukaryota; Viridiplantae; Streptophyta; Magnoliopsida; Asterales; Asteraceae. The record is from the annotation of a GenBank genome assembly.